This is a messenger RNA of Cucurbita moschata (crookneck pumpkin), 1098 nucleotides long. RefSeq names its product protein MIZU-KUSSEI 1-like. The transcript has a single exon. Bases 115 to 942 code for a protein of 275 amino acids. Lineage: Eukaryota; Viridiplantae; Streptophyta; Magnoliopsida; Cucurbitales; Cucurbitaceae. The record is from RefSeq and is a predicted model, not a curated record. Gene Ontology annotation, biological process: hydrotropism.
CCACAUACCAAACUAAAGGGAAGACCCCAGAAUCUCUCUCAUUCUUUUAUAUUCUCACUCGGUCUCUUCUGAAAUAUUUUAAGGAACUGUCCUGCUCUCUUCCUUUGCUUUCAUAUGAAGACGCUUAUGGAUUCCUCCUCCUCCAGAAGACACUUCCACUGGACCCAGAAGGUGGGAAGUGAAGAAGAAGAUGACCAAUACCCACUUCCAACCCUCAAACCUACCUCCGUGGCCGCCGAGCUGGAAGAGAUGAAGAAGAAAAACAGAGUCGUCUCUCCAGAGCCGCAGCCACCGCAUCCCGCAGCCCAAGUACAAAGAAGGAAGAUGCCGGCCGUUGCAGUUGCUCGGUUGCGUUCGGUUCUCACAGUUUUUGCCAAAAAUCGGUCUACCCUUUCACCGGGUCUGGGUUCUCGGGUCGUCGGAACCCUUUUCGGAUCUCGGCGUGGGCAUGUGCACUUUGCAUUCCAAAGAGACCCCAGCUCCGAACCUGCCUUCUUGGUAGAGCUUGCGACGCCUAUUAGUGGCUUGGUAAAAGAAAUGGCGUCUGGAUUAGUCCGAAUUGCAUUGGAAUGUGAUAAAGAGAAAGAAGGGGGGAAAAAAGCUGUGAGACUUCUAGAAGAGCCGCUGUGGAGGACAUUUUGCAAUGGGAAGAAGAGCGGUUUUGCUACGAGGAAGGAUUGUGGGGCUAAGGAGAUGAAAAUCCUCAAGGCUGUGGAGCCAAUUUCGAUGGGUGCUGGUGUUCUGCCAGGAAACUAUGAAGCUGAAACCGAAUCGGCUGGAGCUGAGUCGCCUGAAUCUGAAACCGGUUCUGAUAAUGAGAUCAUGUACAUGAGAGCCAAAUUUGAGAGAAUUGUGGGUUCUAGAGAUUCUGAAGCUUUCUACAUGAUGAACCCAGAUAGCAAUGGAACUCCCGAACUCAGUAUCUAUCUGCUUAGAGUCUAAUUAAGCUGCAGCCAUGAAAUCUCUGGGUCUUGCUCAUUUCAAAAGAGUUUAGUCAAGCCUUGAUGGCUCCAUAACCUUACUUUUGUUUUAAUUUCCUUUCCUUUCUGAUCUUUUGGGAAAAUGGUUAGUGGGUUAUUGUAUUUUGUUAGAGUAGGU